Messenger RNA from Cuscuta epithymum, 2119 nucleotides. The record is from the annotation of a GenBank genome assembly. NCBI's taxonomy places the organism in Eukaryota, Viridiplantae, Streptophyta, Magnoliopsida, Solanales, Convolvulaceae.
CACAGUCAUCAUCUUCCAAAGUCACUACCUAAGUUUUACUCAUUUCUCUGUUCAGCACUGAACAAAUUGAUCCAAUAAAAAACAUUAUUUUAUUUUCAGAUAUUGUUAAUUAUUUAGGUAGAGAGCCAUGUUAAGCAACAACAAUAACACCAGCGCCACUCCUUCUUCUUCCUCCGAGCCCUUCCCCACUUUGGAUGAUGGCAGCAACAGCAAGCGGAAGCGCCGCCCUGCCGGCACUCCGGAUCCGGACGCGGAGGUGGUGUCGCUGUCGCCGAAGACGUUGCUGGAGUCAGACAGGUACGUGUGCGAGAUCUGCAACCAGGGGUUCCAGAGGGACCAGAACCUGCAGAUGCACCGGCGGCGGCACAAGGUGCCGUGGAAGCUGCUGAAGCGGGAGACGCCGGCGGUGCGGAAGCGGGUGUUCGUGUGCCCGGAGCCGACGUGCCUCCACCACGACCCGUGCCACGCGCUCGGCGACCUCGUCGGAAUCAAGAAGCACUUCCGGCGGAAGCACAGCAGCCACAAGCAGUGGGUGUGCGACAAGUGCUCCAAGGCCUACGCCGUGCAGUCGGACUUCAAGGCCCACCUCAAAACCUGCGGCACUCGCGGCCACUCCUGCGACUGCGGCCGCGUUUUCUCCCGGGUGGAGAGCUUUAUAGAGCACCAAGACGCUUGUAGCAUGGGCCGCAUCGGCCGGCCGGAAUCACAACCCCACGUUAAACCCACGGCUGCUCCCUGCAUAUCCCGCACCGCCUCAAGCGCAAGUCCAUCCAGCGACACCAAUCUCAGCGCCGCCGCAUCCUGCUGGCCCGGCCUCCUCAUGCCGUCAUCCCACAACAAUCCCGCGGGGACGACCACCGCUCCUAUGAACAUACUCGGCGCGUCGAGUAACAACUUUUACAACGCGCGUGAUAAACACAACCUGGAGCUUCAGCUCUUAACAACCGCAACCGCAACAGCGACAAUGUCGGGCUCCACUCCGACCCGUCGCGGGUUAUUGGACGUUCCCGCGACAUCAAAUGAAGGCGAGGAUGAUUCCACGCCAUCGCAACUAUUGCAGCUGUCGAUCGGUUCGUCAUCAUCAUCGUCAGACGCGGGAAGAUUGAGGGUGGCAAUGGCGGAGAAGGCGUAUGCCGAGGAGGCGAGGAAAGAGGCGAGGAGAGAGAUAGAGACGGCGGAGAGAGAGUUUGCUAAUGCAAAGAGGAUUAGGCAGCAAGCAAGGGAGGAUAUGGAGAAAGCUGUGGCAUUAAGGGAACAUGCCAUUCGCCAGAUUAACUCCACGCUCUCCCAAAUCACUUGUCGGGCUUGUAAACUCAAGCUUCAACCUGCCUCUCAACUAAACUAAUUAAUAAAUGAAAGAUAUCUCAUAAUGAACUUAUAAUAAAAUAAUUAUAUAUCACACAACCUAUAUAUAUUAACACAAAUAUUAUCUGUUCCUUUUUUUAUAUUUUUGGUUUUGUGAAUUUAUGUUGAAGCUUCAAUUCAAUUCACUCCACUGUUUGUAAUAUGCCUGCUUGAUCUAAAAUGUGCCUCCCAACCACUGUUGAUAGCGAGGGUAUUAAAUUAAUGUAUCAUUAGCUUGUCAAGAAUGAGCCAAUUCUUUAUCAAGGCUUAAUUGUAUUUGUAUCCAUGUAUUGAAUUAAAUCCAAUUAUUGUUUGGGCUGUUUUAUUGAGUUUUUUUCUUAAGUAAUGCUAACAAACAAAAUAUUUCCAUAAUUGAUGUUGGGUCAAAAUUAUUUCCCAAUCUACUGCUCCACAAACUCUAGUUAGCCCAUAGGAAGCCCGCGCAUGAAUACCGAAGGAGUUGUGAAAAGCAAUCACAAUUGGUAGAAGAGCAAUGGUGGGACCCAAUAAAAUAAAAAAUCUCAUUUUUCUUAAAAUUGCUAUAACUUUUAUAUUUAUUCUCCGAAUUUUCAAAACAAUAUAUCAUAAUUCAUAACUUUUUAUUAUCUUUCAUAUGACACCAAUAUUGUAUAUAUAAAAAAUAAAUAAUAAUUUAACACCUUAAAAAUUUCAUGUAUUUUAAAGUAUUAAAAAAAUAUUUGUACUCUGAUUGUUUUAAAACAUACUUUCUCCGCCCCCUAUAAUUAUUCCAUUUUUCCACUUUUGGAAGUUCCCC